Molecule: messenger RNA, 3938 nt
Organism: Syngnathus typhle (broad-nosed pipefish)
Lineage: Eukaryota; Metazoa; Chordata; Actinopteri; Syngnathiformes; Syngnathidae
Gene: ikzf4
Product: IKAROS family zinc finger 4
Exons: 7
Coding region: 439-1971 (510 amino acids)
Biological process (GO): regulation of transcription by RNA polymerase II
Molecular function (GO): DNA-binding transcription factor activity; RNA polymerase II cis-regulatory region sequence-specific DNA binding
Source: RefSeq, a predicted model, not a curated record
CAUCCGCGCCUGUUGCUCUCCAAGCGGCCGGAAGUAGGCAGGCAGGCAGCAUAUCAACGUUCCCUUGUACCGCAGCUCUGAAUUUGUUUGUGCGACGUGUUCCAUCGUGACAUAAUUUAGAGAGACCUCCACAAAGGCUGAAAAAGGAAUGAUCGGGUAGAAAGGAGUUGAAUGCUACGGUAUGUUUGAUUAAGUUUGUUAUUCUCAGCGUUUGGGUCAUACAUGGCAGAUUCUGAGCCAGCAAGAAAUUUCUGUCAAAUCCGAUCAAAUUCGACACUUGGGAGUCUUUUAAGGAACUGGGAGGCCUUGACCCAAGAUCACGUAGAGACCUUUGGAGACCAACAGCCGCAAGAUGAACGCGCGUCCAACAGCGCAGGCCGAACCCUGACCUGAGAUGCACAUUUGCGACAAGCUCGCAAUAUAGCGCAAGCGUUUCAAAUGGUCAGCACGCUCCACAUCGGGGAUAUCUCGGUGAAGUGCCGACACUUUUCAUCUUGGGUUUGGCAGAUGCAGUCAUCUGGCGAAAGCAUGAAUGCUGACGACUGCAACGGAUGCGCUCACUCGACGGACGGCCCAAACGGUCAACGGGCCUUGACUCGUCGCUCCCACGCGGAAAAGCCCGUCGAGGUGGAGCCGCGCGCUGAAGAAAAACCGCCGCCGUCACCCAACCGAGCGGAGCCGACGGAGGACGCCUCCAAAAGCGCUUCGCCCGGACCCGUCCGACUUCCCAACGGAAAGUUCCAAUGCGACGUGUGCGGGAUUAUUUGCAUCGGACCCAAUGUGCUGAUGGUGCACAAGCGAAGCCAUACAGGCGAGAGGCCUUUCCAAUGUAACCAGUGCGGCGCUUCCUUCACCCAGAAGGGCAACUUGUUACGUCACAUCAAGUUGCAUUCCGGAGAGAAACCCUUCAAGUGCCCCGUUUGCAACUACGCUUGCCGGAGGAGGGACGCCCUCGCCGGACAUCUGCGCACACAUGCAGUUUCUUCGCCACUUGGGGGAAAGCCUUUCAAGUGCAUCUACUGUAGUCGCAGCUACAAACAGCAGAGCACAUUGGAGGACCAUUUCGACCGCUGCCACACUUUUCUCAAGAACCAGGACCAUAAGGCAGCGGUCAACUCCAAGAGACUACAACAAGAUGAUCAGUCUCUAAAUUUGGAGACGACGGCUGAACGCACAUUGGACACGUCCAGCGGGAAAGCCCAGUUUGCGGGUAGAUUAGGAGUUAGCAUCACCAAGCGCAAGAGGUCAACGCCACAGAAGUUUCUGGGUCAUCCAUUGACCUUCACUGCUGUUUGGGAUUCCCAGCUGACAAGCGCAUCCAUCUCGAAGUCCCGUGUGACUUGUCGUCCGGUUCCGAGAGGGAAGGGGAGCAACCGAAGCCCCAUGACGUCGCGUUUGAUCCCGCCUUCUCGUGUGAGCUACGCGCCAUCCUGGGCUCCGCUAACAGCAAGGUGCCGCCUCAAGGAGCCCCGGGCGGACUCUCGCUGCCGCCUCUCGGCCCGCCCCCUCAAGAAGCAGGCGAAGGCUGCGACGGUCUCCCUUCGCUUCACAGCCACGCCACCUCACCCGACGGAUGUCCCGACUCGACGGAUACGGAGAGCACAGCGGAAGACCUCAGCGCCAGGGCUGCGGUCCAAACACGUACCUCGAACAACAACCAGCACCUCCACUACCAGAGCCUGGCGCUGCCCUACGGCCUUUCCGGCCCGGAAUGGGAGCGAGUGGGCCCUUCGCCUCCCGCCUCGGCCAAGAGGGGCGUGGGCGCACCGCUCCCGUCCGGCGAGAAAUUGCGGGUGUUGGACAGGGACGGACGCCCCGUGCGCUGCUUCCACUGCCGCCACUGCCGCAUCCUCUUCCUGGAUCACGUCAUGUUCACCAUCCACAUGGGUUGCCACGGCUUCCGCCGGCCCUUCGAGUGCAACAUCUGCGGCCACUGCAGCCGGGACUGUUACGAGUUUUCCUCGCACAUGAGUCGAGGAGAGCACCGGCUGGCCUGAGGUGAGCGCCAAGAAAAGCGUCCGCAAAACAUCAUGCUUGAAAUCCCCGGUGCAAAAGUCGUCCUUUUGUUAGCUACGGUACUGUUUUGUCUUUGAUUGAUCUUAGUCAUCGUUUUAACGUAACAGUUGUGUUCGUUUUUGUCAAGCUCUCCCGCCGCAGAGCAGCUCUGCUCGAAGGGCGGCAGUAGAUCGAUAAUUGACAACGUCACCGCACGUUUAUGUCAAACGCCACUUCUGAUGGAAUUGGGAAAGAGAAUAGUUUGCCCUCGUGAAUCCGAGUUCCAUUCGAAUCGGGCCUCUUUAUUCCGAUUGAGGCGUUUAUAUGGAGCGUUUUCUUUCUGUUUGGGUUUUCAAUGUCUUUCGGAUCGGAUUACAAGACUCCAUGUAAACCCAGUUUAUAAGAAAAAAAAAAAAAUCAUGAUGCAUUAGAUUUAAAUCGCGCACAGUAGAUGCAUCAUUGGCGCCCUCUGGUGGCCGCAGCAGCCGGUGCAGGCUGACGGUUAGCGGAUGGCCGGCCCUGGUUUUAUUCAAAUGAAGCAAAAACGGGUGAAGAAUCUUCCGAGAGCAGCAUUUGUUUAUCGCGGCAAAUUAUAGAAUGAUAGAUUGCACUCUUAUUGAAUCAUCGGGCAAAAUAUGAUUUAGCUUGAAAAGUGCCUUCCUGGGGGAUUUCUCCCAAACUAAAAAAAAAAAAAAAAAAAAGGAAGGGAACAGGUGCUGGGAAAUGUUGACUAGCCAUCUUCCCCUUGACUUCAAUUACUCCAUGAAAUGGUUGCGUGCACAAGCAGAACGGAAGUUGUGGACUUUAGUGACGUCAGCCUCAUUUGCACUUGAGAGGUUUUGUACCUCUGGGACCGGAAAGGGGGCGGGGCUUUCGUCAUAGGCUCCAAACUGAAAAGGACUGCCUUAAUUAUAACUUGUUUACAGUGUUGGAAACUCAGUGCAGAACCAGAACUAUGGAAAUUACGUGAAAGUAGAGUAGCUUACCUCGCAUGUGGCGUGUUGGAGUGAGGCUUUCGGGAGAUGGUCAGAGUUUGAGCCAUCAAGUUUACACAGGAAGACCCUGGCCAAGAUGGCGCCGGCCCGAGCACUUGGUGGGCUUAAUUUAGCCGUGCUCGUUCUUCUGGCCCCGAACUAACGACUGAAUCAAUCUCUCACAACGAAAGUCAUAUCAUUUGCCUUUUCUCAGACUCCCAUCACGUUGCACAAUUUAUAGGACUCACUUUGCUCGUGGCACUUGGAAGUUAAUCGGCGUCAUCGUUUAGCAAGUCUAACUUGAAUUAUGUUGCGUUUCACUGGCCGUAGUCUAUUUCUUAGUGUCGCUUGUUUCAACCUGGGUGUAUUUAAUCAGCUAUAUUCCAAAUCUUCUCCGGCGUGUUCCUCAAGCGGACGAGAGAUGUUACCUCCUGCUUCUUUCUAGCACCCAACAACCUUAUUGCUACAGUACAGUGACGUUUCUGUCCAUGUCGAUUUUGGGAACACGAAUGAGACCCAUCUCAGUAUUUUUGACUUGUUAUUGUGGGUUUGCUGCUUUAAUAUGUGAUUUUUUUUUUUUUUUUAAAAACACAGAAUGUAAUGAGGUAGUUUGAACCAAAAAAAAAAAAAUUAAGAAACUCAAAUAGAGGAACGUGCGUGACUGGACGACAGCAUGUGUGCUUGUCAUCACCCUGCUUUCACCUGAAUUGUCCAUUUAUUUAUUUUUUUUUCUGCAAAUGUGAAGUUCAGUGAAAAACGAGGCAUGGGGUUGUGUCUCCUUGUGUGGAUUUUGUUGUGUUCUUUUGUGAGAGCUAUUAUAUGACAGAAACAAUUUACCUCAAAGUUGAACUGCCUCAUCACUUCAAAAUGUCCUGUUGCUUUCUGAGAUGUUUUCUGCAAUUACAAAUGCGUUGCCCUCGAUAUUCUGCAAACUUUUUACUGUUAUUAAAGUUCGGGUUAUUGUUAAAA